Messenger RNA from Galdieria sulphuraria, 1564 nucleotides. Its product is annotated as spermine oxidase. The record is from RefSeq and is a predicted model, not a curated record. NCBI's taxonomy places the organism in Eukaryota, Rhodophyta, Bangiophyceae, Galdieriales, Galdieriaceae. Gene Ontology annotation, molecular function: polyamine oxidase activity. The coding region runs from base 37 to 1506 and encodes 489 amino acids. The transcript has 2 exons.
AUUUGGCGAUUGAUUCGUCGAUAUUCGAUAACGUCCAUGCCACAAGUAAUCGUGGUCGGUGCUGGAAUAGCCGGUAUAACUGCUGCUUCCGCACUACAUGCUGCAAACGUACAAGUGUGUAUUUUGGAAGCUUCCCAUCGCAUAGGCGGUAGAGUCUGUACUGUGAGUCCUGGAAUGGAAUUGGGUGCUACAUGGAUACAUGGAACCGUGAACAAUCCAAUUUAUGACUUAGCUGUAGUCCGAGGACUUGUAGAAAAAUAUCCAAGCCCCGAGGACAAAGCCGAACCAAACGAAGAGGAACUGACUAGUUGGAAACUUGCGGAGUGUCCUUUUAUUAGAGAAGGAGGAACUUUCGUCGAAACCUACGUUGUGAAAGACGCUUUAGAGAAAUUCGGCAGAUAUAGAAAUGAAAUUUUUCAUUGGCCAACUCUUCAAGUAGAUGCCAAACAAUACAAUGACUCUAUCGAAGAGUAUUUAUCAAAGAGAUGGAAACAGGACCAUUUAGAAACAGGAAUGACACCUAGUGAAGCCCAACGCUUAGUAUUUCAAUGGAGGAAGAGAUUGGAAUGUUCCAUUUCAGCCUGCUCUUCUUUAAGCGAGCUCUCAUUGGAAUAUCUCCAUGAGUACUGUGAACUUGCUGGGGAAAAUGUGGAAGUCUUAUGUGGCUUUUCUAAGAUAGUGGAAUCUCUUCUUGCAGGAUUCCCAUCAGAAAAUAUCCUUUUUGGUAGGGAAGUCACUCGUAUACGAUGGGGAGGUAGCGAUAGAAAUAAUCGGGUCUCCAUUGAAUGUAGUAAUAGUGAAGUAUUUACUGCAGAAUAUCUCAUUUGGACAGGCUCAUUGGGUGUCCUGCAAGAAAGAGAAUCUAACCUUUUUGACCCACCUCUGCCUCGUAAGAAGAAAGAUGCUAUUCAUCGUCUGGCCCUUGGUACAGUUGACAAGGUAUUUGUAGAAUUUGAUAGGCAACCUUUACAACAUCAAGGCAAACAAUGGGAUUAUGUCUCACUCUUGUGGAACGAGAGUUUGGAGCGAGAGGAACCUUCUCACUGGACCAAAAAGAUAUUUUCGUUUCGAGCAGUAAACAAUAUAUUAAGUUUCUGGCUCACGGGUGCUUCAGCCAAACAAAUGGAACAAGAGUCAGAUGACGCUAUUUUGCAACACACAAAGCUAUUGCUAUCGCGAUUCGGCUUGGUUGAAGCGGAGCCCAUCAGAGUAAUUCGAAGUAGCUGGUAUAGCAAUCCUUUAUUUCGGGGGUCGUAUUCUUUUGUUCCUGUUGGCGCUAGUGGCUCUGAUUUUGAGAUUCUAGCAGAACCAGUGAACCUGCCCGAACUGGGACUGGAAACUAGCGAUUCUCAUAGGAUUUACAAUCCUUGCUUAUUUUUUGCCGGCGAAGCGACCCAUAGAAAGUUUUAUUCAACAACACAUGGCGCAUAUCUGAGUGGCUGCAGAGAAGCCAAACGAAUUUUAGAAUUGGAAGGAAUCAAGAGCCAAACAUUAAAAACGAAUUGAAAAGCGGUGAAGAGAAUUUUGGUAGAAAUAGUUUUUCUUCAUUUGCUUUCAUUUGUUU